AUGUUCAAAGGAGGUCCGAAUAAUGAGCGAUCACAAAGAUCAGUUUUCGGUAGGUUUAUGAAUUAUCCUAUUUCAAAAAAAUGUUUAUUUUUCAGUUGGAAAUAUAUCGUAUGAUAUCAGCGAUGAAAACUUACGAGCAAUUUUUUCAAAAGUUGGGCCGGUUUUAUCGAUAAAAAUGGUGCAUGAUAGAGAAUCUGGAAAGCCAAAGGGAUAUGGAUUUAUCGAAUAUCCGGAUAUUCAAACUGCUGAAAGUGCGAUUAGAAAUUUGAAUGGGUAUGUUUUGCAGAGUUCAAGGUUUUCUAUUUAGUUAUUUUGGAUCAAUAAAAAUAACUAUUUUCUUGAUCUAUUUUACCAGUAAAGAUUAGGAAAGCUUAAUUCUAAAUUUAAUUUGAAAUAAUUAUAUUUGCAUUGUAGUUAUCGAUUUUUUAAAAAGUUUAACCAAAUCUCCGCUCGGCUAUGAUUCAAAUUAUUCAAAAAAUUAUAUAAUUUUCAGUCACGAACUUGGCGGUCGUCCAUUACGAGUUGACAGUGCAGCCGGAGGAAAUAAUGCAACAAUGGAGGAAUUCAACAGCUUACAUGUGAGUUUAUCACAUCCUUACAAGAAUAAUCAACAGUAUCCUUUCAGUCAGCACCUGCAUUACAAGAAGAGAAUCCAUAUGGAUCAGAAGUCGACCCAUCAAAGGCACCAGAGGUAAAUAUGCACUUAUCAAAAAACUAGACGAAAACGUAAAUAUUUCAGGUGAUUGCGAAAUGUGUAACUUCUUUGGCCCCGGAGAAAAUGUUUGAAUUGAUGAAACAAAUGAAAGAUGUAAGUUUCUGGAGCUUCUGAAGAAGAAUAAAAUAGUUCAUUCAAAUUUUUACAGGUUGUGCGUUCCAAUCCAAACGAGAUCAAAACAAUGUUGACAACAAACCCACAACUUGCAUAUGCUCUUCUUCAAGCUCAAGUUGUUAUGAGAAUUGUUGAUCCACAAGUUGCAAUGGCAAUGUUACAUAGAGAAACACCGACUCUUAUCAAACCAUUCCAUCAAAUUCCACCUCAACAACAACAGCAAAAUCUUCCACCAAUGGGAAUGCCGCCACCACAGCAGCAGCAACAACAACCACCACCCUUCAAUAUUCCACGUAAGUUUAUUGAUUUUUUUUUGAAUAGAAAAUAAUUCUAGGAUUCAAAAACGUGUAAAAUUUAGGUGGUAUAAAUGAGAACACUCUUGGUAUCUGCCUUUUUAAUAAAAUCCCGAAUGGGUGGUGCCUCGAUGGAAUCAGAAUUUUUCAAUGGGAUCCCCCCUGUUCUCAUUUUUGAAAUGUCGCAAUUUACGACAUUUUUGUUUUUCCCGAUUUUUUUCCGAAAGUCUUCGCGAAAUUGAUUGCAAAGUGCAAUUCAUCUCGUGAGAAUUUAUUGAGUACUGUGUAAAGAAAAUGCUUUUUUAUCAACUAUUUUUUGGGUCAAAAUUUGUAAAACUGGAAGAGCUUCCAAAUUUACAAAUUUUGACUCAAAAAUCUCUAUAAGCAAACAUAUUUUAUCCCCCUUUCAGAAUAUCGAGAAAACUGAAGUUCAAUCUUACUAUUUCCAGCAAGUACAUCAAUUCCACCUCAACAAAUGCAACAUAAACCACCUGGUUAUGGACAAUAUCAAGGUCCACCACCACAUGCUCAACAACAAUUGCAUGCUCCUCCGCCACAACAUAUGCAAAUGGCUCCACCGUCACAACAAUUUGCUCCGCCAGCACAGCAAAUGAAAAAACCUGCGCCACAACAACAACAGCCAGAUAUAACACCAGAAGAGCAGCAAAAUGCCGAAUUAUUGAUGCAAGUAAUGCAAUUGAGUGAAGAAGAUCUGAAAAUGUUGCCGGCCGGCGAUCGCGAGAAAAUCAUCGAACUCCGUCAACAACUUAAAAGAAAUGUCAAGUAA
This is a messenger RNA of Caenorhabditis angaria, 1909 nucleotides long. The record is from the annotation of a GenBank genome assembly. Lineage: Eukaryota; Metazoa; Nematoda; Chromadorea; Rhabditida; Rhabditidae.